Messenger RNA from Polyodon spathula (Mississippi paddlefish), 1590 nucleotides. Its product is annotated as phosphatidate cytidylyltransferase 2-like. Lineage: Eukaryota; Metazoa; Chordata; Actinopteri; Acipenseriformes; Polyodontidae. Gene Ontology annotation, molecular function: phosphatidate cytidylyltransferase activity. The record is from RefSeq and is a predicted model, not a curated record. The transcript has 13 exons. The coding region runs from base 195 to 1544 and encodes 449 amino acids. Gene Ontology annotation, cellular component: endoplasmic reticulum membrane.
AACCCAGAAGAGCAGCCUCUUCUAUCCCAUCGCGAGAGGUGGGGGUAACUGUGUAAGAACUGAGGGGGUUUCAGUGUCUGCAUCAAUAAACGCGUAUCAGAGACCCCCCAAGGCUUGUACCCGCAGUAACGAAUUGUGUAUCAGUUAUAAUAAUUAGCCCAUCGCACAGGCAGCAGCGUGCAGAACUGGUGGGAAUGACAGAACUGAGGCACCGUGGACCGGGGGAGGACGAUGUGCUAAAACAGCAGCAGCAGCAGCAGCAGCAGGAGUCAGAGGUGCGGACGGAUGGAGAAGCCCCCUCGGACAGCGAGAUCAAACCCGACCCGGGGGUGCCCUCUACUGUCGACGACACCCCCGAGGUCCUCAACAAAGCCCUGUCAGGAAUGUCGUCACGGUGGAAGAACUGGUGGGUGCGCGGGAUCCUGACUCUUGCCAUGAUCUCCUUUUUCUUCAUCAUCAUCUACCUCGGUCCCAUGGUCUUAAUGAUGAUCGUCCUCUGUGUUCAGAUCAAGUGUUUCCACGAGAUCAUCAUGAUUGGUUACAGCGUCUAUCACUCCUACCACCUGCCCUGGUUCCGCACACUGAGCUGGUACUUCCUGCUCUGUGUGAAUUAUUUUUUCUAUGGCGAGACAGUGACGGAUUAUUUCUCCGCUCUGGUUCAGAGGGAGGAGCCUCUGAGAAUCCUGAGCAAGUACCAUCGCUUCAUCUCCUUCACUCUCUACCUGACAGGGUUCUGCAUGUUUGUCCUGAGCCUUGUGAAGAAGCAUUACCGGCUGCAGUUCUACAUGUUCGGCUGGACCCAUGUGACGUUGCUGAUUGUGGUGACUCAGUCCCACCUCAUCAUUCACAAUCUCUUUGAAGGAAUGAUCUGGUUCAUCGUUCCUAUCUCCUGUGUGAUCUGCAAUGACAUCAUGGCGUACAUGUUUGGCUUCUUCUUUGGACGGACCCCCCUAAUCAAGUUGUCUCCUAAGAAGACCUGGGAAGGGUUUAUCGGAGGUUUUUUUGCCACGGUUGUGUUUGGUCUCCUGCUCUCCUAUGUGAUGGCUGGGUGGCGCUACUUUGUUUGCCCGGUCGAGUUCAACAACGACUCGAACCGCUUCGAGGUGGACUGCGAGCCCUCGGACCUCUUCCAGCUGCAGGACUACACCCUGCCCUCCGUGCUGCAGUCUCUCAUUGGCUGGGAGACCGUGCGCAUCUAUCCCUUCCAGAUCCACAGUGUGGCGCUGUCCGCCUUCGCCUCGCUCAUAGGGCCCUUUGGGGGAUUCUUUGCCAGCGGCUUCAAGAGAGCCUUCAAGAUCAAAGAUUUUGCUAACACUAUCCCCGGUCACGGAGGGAUCAUGGACCGAUUCGACUGCCAGUAUCUCAUGGCCACGUUUGUCAACGUCUACAUCGGCAGCUUCAUCAGGGGUCCUAAUCCCAGUCGGGUGAUGCAGCAGCUCCUCGCUCUGCGGCUGGACCAGCAGCUCCACAUCUUCAACACGCUCAGAGCACACCUCAUCGACAAGGGGCUGCUCUCCGCCAACCAGGAGGCGACUGCAGCAUAGGCGACUGCAGCCAAUAGGUGGCGUGGGGAGGAAGAGAGGGGCGGGG